UCCGGCGAGGGGACGGGGCUCGGGCGUCGGGCGAGGGCGCUGCCCGCCGGCUCGUGGACGCGGAGGGGCGGACGGCCGCUCCGGGAGGCUCCGCGGGACUCGGGCGUGGGUGGCGCCGCCGGGGCGCAGGUCGCCGUCCCCGCUCGGGGCCCCGGGAGCAUGAGCGGGCCGCGCGUGGACGUGAAGGUGGUGAUGCUGGGCAAGGAGUACGUGGGCAAGACCAGCCUGGUGGAGCGCUACGUGCACGACCGCUUCCUGGUGGGGCCCUACCAGAACACCAUCGGGGCCGCCUUCGUGGCCAAGGUGAUGUCCGUCGGAGACCGGACAGUGACUUUGGGCAUUUGGGACACGGCGGGCUCUGAGCGCUACGAGGCCAUGGGCCGCAUGUACUACCGGGGCGCCAAGGCUGCCAUAGUCUGUUAUGACCUCACAGACAGCAGCAGCUUUGAGCGAGCCAAGUUCUGGGUGAAGGAACUCCGCAACCUGGAGGAGGGCUGUCAGAUAUACCUGUGCGGCACCAAGAGUGACCUGCUGGAGGAGGACAGGCGGCGACGGCGGGUGGACUUCCACGACGUCCAGGACUACGCAGACAACAUCAAAGCUCAGCUCUUUGAAACAUCCAGCAAGACAGGACAGAGUGUGGACGAGCUCUUCCAGAAAGUGGCAGAAGAUUAUGUCAGUGUGGCUGCCUUCCAGGUGAUGACAGAGGACAAGGGUGUGGACCUGGGCCAGAAGGCAAACCCCUACUUCUACAACUGCUGUCAUCACUGAGUCUCCGCUCACCUGGCCUGUGAUUUAAAGGAACUUCUCAGAGGGGCUGGACCCAGCUCUUGUGUGGGCUUUGGGGGGGGGGGAGGGGUCAAACAUCUGAGCUACCCCAGGUCCCCAUGGCAGCAAAGCUGGCAUCUGCCUGUGCUGGCCCAUGGAGUGGAGGCGGCAUGGGGCUGACUGACGGGCAUAAGGAGUGUUAUGGGCCAGCGUGGGUGCCAGGCUCCUGCUCUGGACAGUACUGUGUCUGCAGAUUAUUUAAGUGGCUUCUGAUCUGUAAAUAAAAUCAAUGCACUGUGACUUACA
Messenger RNA from Erinaceus europaeus (western European hedgehog), 1074 nucleotides. RefSeq names its product RAB24, member RAS oncogene family (gene RAB24). NCBI's taxonomy places the organism in Eukaryota, Metazoa, Chordata, Mammalia, Eulipotyphla, Erinaceidae. The coding region runs from base 160 to 771 and encodes 203 amino acids. Gene Ontology annotation, molecular function: GTP binding; GTPase activity. The record is from RefSeq and is a predicted model, not a curated record. The transcript is spliced from 8 exons.